CCACGGCUUGAUAUGGCACACCCAACCUGAUUGCUGAAAGCAGACUUUACAUCCUCAUCGCUCCCCUCUGACAUCGCCGUGUCACCUAGGGCGUAUUUACGUUCUCGUACGACAUCAGAAUGGCGACAGUCACAGAGGCGGCGCCGGCCGACACCAUCAAAACGGAAACCACGAGCUCCGAAAUCGACGUCACACAGAAGCGAAAGGCGUCACCAGACUCGUUUGAAGGCGAGGAUCCGUCCAAACGGCCGAAGAUCGAGGAACGCGACCCGCCUACGCAAGACUCGGCGCUCUCGACGGACUCAAGACCGCGAGACCAGGGUGCAGACACCAAUGCGCCCCGGCGCGCACCGUUAUCGAAAGACGAAGAGAAGAAGCGGGGUAAACGGUUGUUCGGCGGUCUUCUCAGCACGCUGAGCCAGACCAACGCCAGCUCCCAGCACAAGAAGCGCAGGGAAAUAGAGCAGCGGCAGCACGAGCGGGCGCAGAAGCAGAGGGCCGAAGACGACAAGCGAAGAACAGAGAAGCUCGCGCGGAUCACCGAGGCGAGAUGGCGGGAGCAGAUCAAGUUGGACGAGAAGGCUAUGAAAACCCGACACGUGAACAUGCUCGCGAUGGCACAUUCUCUCAGGUCGAAGGCCAAACCACCGGUUUACUACCGACCGUGGAAGCUCACGAGCGAGCAAGAGGACCGGAUCGAUGGCCAGAUCGAAGACGCCAAGGUUGUCAUAGCAAGAGAAGUCGAAGCUUUCAGGGGCCGAAAGGAAGAACAUCGACGGCGUUACGGACAGACCUCGCCUGCGAGAGACGAGGUGUCUGCAGACAAGGUGUCUGCACCCGUGGUCAUCGAUGACGCGGCGAAGGCCAACACAGAGCCCCUGGUGGAAGCUCCCACGCACGUCCCUACUGUCGCGAACGAGGUCCCAUCUUCACACCACCAGCACGACGAACCCGGCGACGUUGUCGAGGACGCCGAGGACAUGGUCAUCUACUGAUGUUGACGAGCUGAGCGGCCUGGGAGUGUAAUGUGGGGGCACCCUUCAGCACAGAUUACACAUGUUGAUCAUCGCCGACAAUUGACGACACGCGGGUGGAUGUUCUUUAUUUUUAGCAGGAGACGAUGAAUGAAAAGUCGGGGGACAUGAUACCAAACGGAGUUCAGAGCGGCAUUUACUUAGGCAAGAUAUCCACGACGAAGCAGAUAUUCGAAUCCAAGACGGAAUUCAGACCAUUUCCUGCCGACG
Colletotrichum destructivum is the source of this 1244-nucleotide messenger RNA. RefSeq names its product Putative pinin/SDK/MemA protein. Lineage: Eukaryota; Fungi; Ascomycota; Sordariomycetes; Glomerellales; Glomerellaceae. The record is from RefSeq and is a predicted model, not a curated record. Gene Ontology annotation, cellular component: catalytic step 2 spliceosome. Bases 120 to 995 code for a protein of 291 amino acids. The transcript has 4 exons.